CGACACGGCACCAACAUGGGCAGCAGACACUCGAAGGCAAACAAGUCCAACCCGACGACACCCAGCAAGAGACGAACGUCAUCGCGUCACACGCCUCGCACGCCAACGUCAGCAACGACACCGCGCUACCUGCCUCGUACGCCAACAACGACCCCGACUCGCUACACGAAGCUUCUCAAGCCGGAGCCAUCGCCGGAGCCGCCUCUUGCUACUUUCACGUUGAACAUCGAGGCCCUCGCGCCGCUCCAGAGCACGUACUUUAUCGCGCCAAACGAGAUCGUACCGAUCCGACCGAUCGAUUCUUCGUACUUGCGUACCGAGAUGAGCAACUGGUGUGGCCAGCCCGUCCUUGUCAAGUCAGUUGACAGCUCCAAGACGGCAGCCGAACAAGACGUCAUGCGCCAGAAGCUCACGGCCGAAAUCACGUCCAUGACGCGCAUGUCGCAUCCCAACAUUGUCCAAUUUCUUGGGUUUUCGACGACGCCGGCCAACGAUUUGUGCUGCGUCACCGAGUACGUCGAAGGCCGUACGCUGCGCCACCUCCUCAACACGCCCAAGGCAUUUGCCAAGCUGUGCUGGUCAUCCAGCAAGCUCUCGCUGGCCAUCGACAUAGCCUCCGCGCUCGCGGCCAUGCACGCGCUCAAGCCGACGCUCAUUCAUCGCAACGUCAAGGCGUCCAAAGUGCUUUUGACCAACCGGCAUGUGGCCAAGCUCAGCGGGUUUGGUGCUGCACGCGACCAGACGUUCGAGUACGACAUGACGAGCGGCGUGAGUGAUUUGCAGUGGUCGGCGCCCGAGCUGCUCAUGGACGGCGAAGACUACAACGAAAAGAUCGAUGUGUACGCGUUCGGGAUGCUCUUGACCGAGAUCGACACGGGCGACAUCCCGUUUGCGACUGAAAUGGCGACGAUGAAGCAAGCAGAACUCGCGAUGAAGCUCGCCGCCGGUGCGAUCCGCCCCAAGCUCUCACCGUCGUGCCCAAUGCGCAUCCAAAAGAUCGCGCUCUCGUGUCUCCAGCACGACAAGCACCUGCGACCAAGUAUCGCCAUCGUCUUGCGCCAUUUGCAACAAGUGCAACUCUCGACGUUGGCGGCCCGCGGUCAGAAGUAGUCAAGUAAUAGUCUCCGUUCGUUCCGUCUCAAUAUUUCUAUUUUAUUAUCAUACAAGAGUUCAUCGGCGCC
Messenger RNA from Saprolegnia diclina VS20, 1181 nucleotides. RefSeq names its product TKL protein kinase. Gene Ontology annotation, molecular function: ATP binding; protein kinase activity. Bases 16 to 1110 code for a protein of 364 amino acids. Gene Ontology annotation, biological process: protein phosphorylation. The transcript has a single exon. Lineage: Eukaryota; Oomycota; Saprolegniomycetes; Saprolegniales; Saprolegniaceae. The record is from RefSeq and is a predicted model, not a curated record.